AUGUCGCGCAAGCUCCAGAACAAGGUAUCUCAGAAGCUUGGGGUUAUAGUACAACAAGGGUGGGGAAUGACCGAGGUAACUUCGGCUGCUAUGCAUGUUCCUAGUGAGAUACAAGUGACAUCGCCAUUGCGCGCGGGGAUGGGUUUUGGAUCGUCGAUCGCAAAGGAACUCAUUAAGAUCAACGCCCUGCAAGUUGCACCGGCUGAGCUGGAGGCCGCGUUGCUAGAACAUGAUGACAUCGCCGAUGCGGCUGUCGUUGGACAAUCUAUCGCAAAAGGCGUGGAUGCGUGUAGGAUAGGCAUGUCGAGGCCUCUCCCUCAUGCGAUGCGGCGUACUGCCACUAUCUUGCCUUGCUUCCGGGGCGCCCCCCGAUACUCGACAAGAGCCUGCGGAAACACAGGCAGAACCUCCCGCAUAACGAUUUACUCGUUAUCCUCUGCUCCAACCCCUACAAUGUUGACAACAGUGUCUCUUCGAUCGUGUCGCCAAACAAGAGAUUUCUCGUCCACAUCACAAACUGAACUGCCAAAGGCAGAUGACUACAUCCAAGAACUCCAAGAUUUGUCACUCGAAAUCGCCGCUGAAUCUACAGCUGCCGAGACCAUCUAUGCCGUCUCCGAUCGUAUUUCCCUGCGCGAAGCUUUUGACGACCUCGACCAUGCGUACUCGGCUUACAUAGGCACUACACCGCAUCCAUCACGUCUUGAGCGACCUGCCAACGCGGGACUGACAGGAAAGGAAGAUGGGGCAAAAGUGUUUGGGGAGGGAGGGGAGGGAGGGGAGGGAGACGGAGAACGGCCGAAUGGUAGAAGUAUGAAUUUUAACCCGGAAGAGGUCCGGGAUGACGUUCGGGAGGAGAUUAAGAAGAGGAUUGGGCAGAGGAUUAGGGAGCUGAGGAACGCGCAACUCCUCUGA
This is a messenger RNA of Histoplasma mississippiense, 915 nucleotides long. RefSeq lists its product with no specific name. The transcript is spliced from 5 exons. NCBI's taxonomy places the organism in Eukaryota, Fungi, Ascomycota, Eurotiomycetes, Onygenales, Ajellomycetaceae. Gene Ontology annotation, biological process: secondary metabolic process. The record is from RefSeq and is a predicted model, not a curated record. Gene Ontology annotation, molecular function: CoA-ligase activity. Bases 1 to 915 code for a protein of 304 amino acids.